This is a messenger RNA of Syngnathoides biaculeatus (alligator pipefish), 3568 nucleotides long. It is a transcript of the gene armc1, whose product is annotated as armadillo repeat containing 1. The transcript is spliced from 12 exons. The record is from RefSeq and is a predicted model, not a curated record. Gene Ontology annotation, molecular function: metal ion binding; protein binding. The coding region runs from base 270 to 1115 and encodes 281 amino acids. NCBI's taxonomy places the organism in Eukaryota, Metazoa, Chordata, Actinopteri, Syngnathiformes, Syngnathidae.
CACAACACCCAAACAGUGUGCACAGCUGCUAGCUUAAACGAGCACAGUCAAAGAAAAGGCGGAGGGCCCAGUCUCAAUUCAUUUAUAUUCUUAAAGGUUGUUUUUUUUCUAUUCCCCCAUCAUAUUGUGGCACUUUGUGUCCCGUUGCCACACCGUUUCGUCCCGUGUAACCGACGUUCGGCCGCGGUCGUCUCAUGGUUUCGCCUAAAAGUGACUGAAAGCCGGACAGAGGUUGGUUGGAUGCGCGUGGCCGCCGGACGAGAGGCGCCAUGAGUGCGGAGGUGGAUGCGCUGACGGUGGUGAACCAGCUGCGGGACCUCGCCGCGGACCCGCUCAACCGCAGGGCCAUAGUGGAGGAUCACGGAUGCUUGCCGGGGCUCAUUCUGUUCCUGGACCACCCCAACCCGCAAGUGGUCUACUCUGCGCUGCUGGCCGUGCGCUACCUGGCGGAAUGUCGAGCCAACAGGGAGAAGAUGAAGGGCGAGCUGGGCAUGAUGCUGAGCUUGCAGAAUGUCAUGCAGAAGAGCGCGUCCCCCGGCGAAACCAAACUCCUGGCCUCGGAGAUCUACGAGAUCUUUCAGUCGGCCGGUAAAGAGGAAGCCGAGCAGGCCGAGGCGGCCGCCGCCUCCUGCCGCCGCAAGGCGCAGUUCUUCCUGGGUUCCAACAACAAAAGGGCCAAGACGGUGGUCCUGCACAUCGACGGACUGGACGACUCGACUCGCAGGGGCCUGUGCGAGGAGGCCUUGCUGAAGAUCCGAGGAGUCAUCAGCUUCACUUUCCAGAUGGCCGUCAAGAGAUGCGUCGUGAGGAUCCGCUCCGACCUGAAAGCCGACGCAUUGGGCACAGCCAUCAACUCCACAAAAGUGAUGAAAGCUCAACAAGUGUUGCGGACGGACGACGGAGGAGAGCUGAUCAUGCCAUUCCAGGAAGAGGGCGAGGGGUCGUCGGGCGCGGCGGCGGUGGAGGAGAACACGGACAUCCCGGACUACCUGCCCGAGGAGGAGAGCCCGUCGCAGGACCCGGACAAGGCGGUGACGCGCGUGGGCUCCGUCACCGACGGAAUGGGCUGGCUCAACACGGCCGCCAACUUCCUGACUCGCUCCUUCUAUUGGUGACCCAACGCUGGUCACAUUACCCCCCCCCCCCCCCGCCCCCCGCCUCCCUCGUUCCACACCACACACGCACACACAAACAUCGUACCACCGUGCGGGGUGGGCUUAGCCUGGACUUUCCACACACACACACACACACACAGCUUCAGUGUGUGUGUGUGUGUGUGUGUGUGUGUGUGUGUGUGUGUGUGUGUGUGUGUGUGUGUGUGUGUGUGUAUACUGAGCAUACGCUAGCUACUGUACGUCCCCCAAACUAGAGGACUUGAAAUCAGCUGACACCAAGGACCCUCGCUCCGAUAAAUUGGGAGAUGAUUUUUGUGCAUGACCUCCCCCAACCACCCCACACCCUUCAAUUCUACAAUAUUUAUCAUGGUAACAUUUUCACGCUUCGUUUUUUUUUUUUUUUUUUAAACUUUAACAUGCUUUAGUGCCAAUCUCCUCCCCAGUUCUUUUUGCGUGCCUUUUUUUUUUCUUGUGGAGAAUGCAGAACGUGGCUUUUUUUUAAUUUUUAAUUUUUUUUUUUUUUUUGCUUCUCGGUGGCCAUUUUUUGGCCUUCAGACCAUAAUAAUAAUUUAAAUAGGAACAAGCAAAUGUUUAUUCAAGAUAAUACAGUGUUUAGAUUUAGUUAGCUAAUUUAAUUUAGCCAACAACAUUUUAUUUAAUUAAUUUGUUUUGUAGUUCCAAAAAUGAAAUGAAAAAUGCAAUUUAUAUAAUACUAAUGUUUUGGGUUUUAUUUUAAUUUGAAUGUUAUGUAUUUUCUUAAAAAAAAUACAAACUCAAAAGAAAUAUUCUAUAAACAAAAAAAAAAAAACUAUCAAAUUUAUUAGAAACACAAGUUCAAUCGUCGCAUGAUUGAUUUUUGAAACUGAAACGGCCCCUGAUAGGGAAAAAAAAAAUCCCACAUUUUUGCUUUAGGGCACCGAAUGCCACACGUCGUGUUUUACAGUAUAUACAUAAUAUCAUAUGUAGAUUUUGUAAAUGGUGCUUGACCCGCACCCGAAUAAUCUUUGAAACCUUUUUUUUGUGUGUGUGUGUGUCAGUUUUUGCGCGUCCAACUCCACAAAAAAACGGGAUCUCUGUUGCCGAAAGUGCUUACUUCCCAUCCCAGGUUGACCUGUUAUCCUCCCCGGCAUGAUGUCUCUCAUAAUUAAUGUCCUGUACACAACAACGCUACGCAGUGCAGUGCUGACUAGGCCACUUGUCUCGUCUCUCGUUAGCCGAGGUCGAAAAACCGGCAGCGUGACCUAAAUCUAGCCGCCGGUGCCACUUCCUGGUUCAAGCAAUAAGAUUAUUAUUAUUUUUUUUUUUUAAACGUUGUUACAUUGAUCAGCAUUUUCUUUUUGUUUUGUUUUUAGUAUUAGUCGUCGUCGGGUGUUGCUCGGAUUGUGCUCACAUUAGGAUCCUAACGGCGGAAAUGUACAGACAGCUACAAUUGUAAUAUAUACUGUAAUACUCAUUCCCAACAAAUGACCAUAAACUUCAAAUUCAACUUUGUUGUUUUUGUGCUUUUUUUUUUUUAAAAAAUGUUUUUUCUUCAAACUAAUGUCACUUUCUUCCAACGAGAGGUGCCGUAGGGUAGUUGGGGGGAGGCAAUCCAGCGGCGCCAGACUUUGCCUGGCGCUGGUGGCCGAGCAGCAGGCGGAAGACCGAGGCCCAGCUGCGGGCCCUGGAGCGACACUGGUGGACGGUGAUGUCACUUCCUGCUGCAGCACUUCAUUAGGGUGUCCUAAAGUGAGUGCAGGAAAUUGAACUUUCCAAGGCUUUGAUCCAGCGUACACCUUCCUGUUUUUCUCCAUGAUUGCGUGGUCAAAGGCUUCCUCAACGAUGUACGCUGCCAAGUGCAGAAGCAGCACAUGCCCAUCAAAGUCAAGACGAUCCGAGACGCGAGCGCUGAGGCCUGCUCGCGGGUUGGAAGGACGUGACUCAGUCACUCACUGGAAAGGAAGGAAGGAAGGAAGGAAUCGGCACGUCGCGGCGACCGAUCGCCACCCCACACCCGGGAGGGCAGAAGACCAAAACCCAGUCGGGGGCGGGGGGUGGACGGGAAACUCUGGUGCCACUGGAUCGCUUUCCCCUGCCAGUGUCCAUCGCCGUCACGGCCGCAUCAGCUGGUCCCGCCGCGGCGAGGUCAUGUGAACAUCUGGCCCCUCCGCCGUCCUCUCUUAGAAGCCGGAAGUUUUGUUUUUUCCUCCACCUGGAUGAAAAUAUGGAGUUGCAACUGAGGAAAAAACAAAACGCAUCCCACAACGCUUCAGUGCAGUGCAUGGACGUGAAAGCGGCAGCUUGGUUCUUCUAAUGAAUAAGCGGAUGCCGAACGUCGCGGCAUCCCCGGCUAAAGGGUGUCGCAUCGCCGACAGGCUCCACAGCGGACCCGGGGGUGGGGGGCGGCCUGCGUGCGUUUCCGGGCGGCUAAAACGGCUAUCAACGUAUCAAAGCUGUUCUGAUGUGGCAUCCCC